This is a messenger RNA of Tinamus guttatus (white-throated tinamou), 457 nucleotides long. Lineage: Eukaryota; Metazoa; Chordata; Aves; Tinamiformes; Tinamidae. The record is from RefSeq and is a predicted model, not a curated record.
UGGCUUUGGACAUGCCCAGCAAAGCCCUGCCAGAGCUGCAGCCGCAGCCGGUUCUGUCGAUGAUGCAGUUGUUCGGGUGGGAUGACAUGGUGUGGCCACAGCUGGUGUCCAGAUACCUGAGUCACCUAAUACAAAACAGUGAGCUGUAUGAAGCAUUUUCCAGUAUGGGCUAUACCUCCUAUGAAGCUUUGACAGUUCGUUCUUGGUUUCGAUGCGUUUUGCAAAUGUUCAUAGAUCAGCCGGCGGGUGCGCUGGCCAAGACAGAUGCUGAGCGAACAGUUGGGAAAGUUUACAUGGAGCAGCUCACUGAAAUGACAAGACUGGUUUUUAAACUGAAGGAAGUAGAAAACAUCCUCUCAAAGGCUCAUGUCGAAGAGUCAUUUUUCAAGCAAGACCCUAAAAACGCUCUUGUCCAGUUUAUUAAGGUACCAUACUUUUGUGCUAGCUCAUAGGAUAA